AUGGCAGAUCUCAACUUCUAUCCAAAUGACGAGGGCAUAUCCCGGAAUACGACCCAUAUACAGCUGAUGGAAGAGCUGUGUAACUAUUUCUUAAUAACGCAGAAAUUAUCCGUAUCAUCAAAAAUUGUCGACAUAGCAGACGAGGACGAACUCGCAUAUAUGCGAAAUGCCGCGAGGCCAGGCGCACAAGCAUUACCACUGAACCAGGUUCUUAGUGAUAUGACCAAGAUCAUGUCUCAUCGAAUAGCAAUGGAUCACCCAAGAUUUUUCGGCUUCAUUCCUUCUCCGGUCGACGAAAACUCGUUUCUAGGAAGCAUGUUCACUACCAUGUAUAACGUCGGUGCUGGUAGCUGGUAUCAAAGCUCAGGCGCCAGCACCGUGGAAGAUUCCCUCAUCAAAUGGUUGGCCGAACAAGCUGGGCUUCCAUCAUCAUCUGGCGGCAUUUUUGUGUCUGGGGGCUCAGUGGCCAAUUUGACGGCCGUGGUCACCGCCCGCGAUGCCAAGCUGCAAUUCGAACAGAGGCCAAAGGCAGUCAUUUACAUGUCUGAGCAAACGCAUUCUUCCAUGACAAAAGGCAUAGUCGUGGCAGGCUUUCACCGGAACCAGAUCCGUCGUGUGCAGUGCGACUCGAGUUACCGGAUAAAACCAUUGAGUCUUCGGCAGCAGAUUGAAAGCGAUAGGAAGAAUGGCUUGAUACCAUUCAUGAUUGCGGCAACUUGCGGCCUGACCAACACCGGGGGCAUAGACGAUUUGAACGCGCUCGCUGAUAUAGCCGAAUCCGAAGACUUGUGGCUUCACGUCGAUGGCGCAUAUGGAGCAUCUAUACUUCUUUCAAAGACACAUAAGCAUUGUGACGACGGCAUUGGUCGCGCGGAUAGCGUAACGUGGGACGCUCACAAGUGGCUCUUCCAAGUAUACGAUUGCGGCCUGGUACUCGUCCGAGACAAGCGCAACCUUGUCGAAAGCUUCGCGACAGGUGCCUCAUAUAUCCGAGAUGCUGAUGAAGCCUCGUCAGAAAAGGUCAACUUUUGGAAUCGGGGCAUUGAGAUGUCUCGACCUGCGCGAGGCAUGAAGCUCUGGUUUACCCUUCAAAGGUUAGGCCUCGACAGGGUCAGUGAUAUGAUUGACCACGGAGUCGAUCUCGCAGAAUUCGCCGAAUUGGUAUUCCGAGGUUUCGAAAAUUGGGAGAUUCUCUCACCAGCCCAGCUCGGAAUCCUCAAUUUUCGGUAUGUCCCGCCCACAUCACAUCCUCUCGCUGAGGGCGUGGAUUUCGAUCUGUUUUGCGAUAAAGCGAAUGCAGAGAUAUCGAGAUUGGCGGUAGAGCGGAAUAUUGCAGCACCUCUAACGACAAGAAUUACAAAGGUCCUGAACUUGCGAAUGUGCACCGUCUCACCUCAGUUGAGCAGGGAUCAGCUUUUUGAGGUGAUGCAAAGUCUGGAUUCGAUUGCAAAGGAAGUUUCGGCCUCGUUUGUGAAGAAGAGAAUUUUGAAGAUUUGA
This is a messenger RNA of Trichoderma aggressivum f. europaeum, 1497 nucleotides long. RefSeq lists its product as uncharacterized. The record is from RefSeq and is a predicted model, not a curated record. Gene Ontology annotation, molecular function: carboxy-lyase activity; pyridoxal phosphate binding. The coding region runs from base 1 to 1497 and encodes 498 amino acids. The transcript has a single exon. Lineage: Eukaryota; Fungi; Ascomycota; Sordariomycetes; Hypocreales; Hypocreaceae. Gene Ontology annotation, biological process: amino acid metabolic process.